Molecule: messenger RNA, 2230 nt
Organism: Odocoileus virginianus texanus
Lineage: Eukaryota; Metazoa; Chordata; Mammalia; Artiodactyla; Cervidae
Source: RefSeq, a predicted model, not a curated record
UUUAGUAUGCUGUCUAGGUUGGUCAUAACUUUUCUUCCAAGGAGCAAGUGUCUUUUAAUGGGUGCCCUUAGGGCUCAGAAACUCACACUGCAGGGCCAGAGUCACUGAUGACUCUGACAUCCUCGAUUACUGAUCAGGCAGGCAAUACUCCACUUCUCAUACCUUGUCCGAGAUGCUCCCCCAGACCCUGUCUCAGAAUGUGGAAGGAGGCCUGGCCUUGGAUCCAGAGCCAGUAGGAAGAGGCCCUGACUGCUCUCAGGGACACCUGUGCAGAGACCACAGAGGAAACCAUUCAGAUUCACGACAAGACGAAGUUGGCUGACAAUCCUGCUUCCUCCCAUUUUAUUAUUUAUCUCCAGGAGUCUGAGGGCAAAAUGACGACACCCAGGAAUUCAAUGGUUGGAGCUUUCCCAGCGGAAGGUCCCACUGCCAUGCAUGCUGCUCAGAAAGUGAUUCCCAGGAGGGUGCCUGCAGUGGUGGGCCCCACACAGAGCUUCUUCAUGAGGGAAGCGAAGGCUCUGGGGGCUGUCCAGAUUAUGAACGGGCUGUUCCACAUUGCCCUGGGAAGCCUCAUGCUGAUCCACAAGGACGUCUACAUGCCCAUCUGUGUAACCUUGUGGUACCCUCUCUGGGGAGGUAUCAUGUACAUCAUUUCUGGAUCACUGCUGGCAGCAGCAGAGAAAAACUCCACACAGAGCAUGCUCACAGGAAGAGUAAUAAUGAACUCUUUGAGCCUCUUUGCUGCUAUUUCUGGAAUAAUUUUUUUGAUCAUGGACAUAUUUAAUAUGACAAUUUCCCAUUUUUUUAAAAUGGAGAAUCUGAACCUUAUUAAGACUCAGAUGCCAUAUAUUAACAUAAACAACUGUGAACGAGCUAACCCUGAUGAGAAUAACUCUCAGUCCAUGGAAUAUUGUGCCAGGAUACGGUUUGUGUUCUUGAGCAAUUUCGCAGUGAUGAUGAUCUUUGCCUUCCUCCAGAAACUUGUGACAGCUGGCACUGUUGAGAAUGAGUGGAAAAAAAUAUGCUCCAGACCCAAAGCUAACAUCGUUCUCCUGUCAGCUGAAGAAAAAAAGGAACAGGCGAUCGAAAUAAAAGAAGAAGGGGUUGAGCAGACUGAAGUGGCUGAGCAGAUUGAAAUAUCUUCCCUACCAAAGAAUGAAGAAGACAUUGAGAUUAUUCCCGUCCAAGAAGAAGAGGAAGAAGCAGCAGAAAUGAACUUCCCGGAGCCCCCCCAGGAUCAGGGAGACGCGCCAAUAGAAAACGAUAGUGUCCCUUAAACGGUCUCUUUUCUUUGUUGUCGUCUUUUCUUUUAGCAUUAGUGUUCACAGCUUCCCAGAGACUUAUUUACCCGCAUUUCUGAAGGCACUCUGCACGUGGCCGCCACGUCUUUCUCUGGUCUUUGCGUGGAGGGGCCACAGACAGCUCCCUUCUCCCCAUCCUCACUCAGAGUAUGCACACAGGCCACUGCAGCAGACUGCAGCAUCGUGUUUCUCGCUUAGCACAGCCUUCUCACAUUGAAAAGAGCGAAGUCUGAGUGAGGGCUGCAGAGUGUGGUUUGCCGCCGGCCUGCCCUCGGAUAAGGUGUGGCCGUGGCAGCCGAGUAGUCACAGCAGCAGCCGCCGCAGAAGUUUGUCUUCCACUGCUUCUCUCUGCAACAGGCAGACUGUGUAUCAGAUGGAAAGUGUAAGUGACCGCUCCACGCCAUCCUUAAGCUAUCUUUGAUUCCUUCCACACCUAUAUAUUUAUGUAUGUGUGGAAUCUCUUUUGCACCACUGUUUUCAGGAAAGUAAAAGAUAAUGAUAAUGAAGUACAGUAAAGAACCUAUUCCAUCUGUCUUUCUAUGGGCUGACACUGUGCCUCUGUGUCUCACUGGAGGAGCUCUAAGGGGCCAGUCCUCAGCCCUGUCUCUGUACAAACAGCACCGCUUAUACCUGGAUCUGUCUCCUUCCGUCUUAACUUUUCUUAACUCCUCCUCCAGGCUCUUGGCUGCUCUAUCUACAUACUUUUCGCCUUUAGGCAAGAGAAGAAAGAAUGAUAGAAAAAAAUGCCAUAAUGAACACCCAAAUCGCAAAGGACAAUCAAUGCUUGUAUUUGUACAGUGUUUUCCAGUUCACAAAAUAUUUUAUCAAAUAAGUGUAAUUGAUCUUCCAUGAUCAAGGAAAAAAAUUCCUAUCUCUGUUUUACAGUGCUCACACAGUAAGUAAAUAAAUCAAUGUAACUUUUCAAUAGU